Messenger RNA from Mixia osmundae IAM 14324, 1515 nucleotides. RefSeq names its product glycosyltransferase family 69 protein. The record is from RefSeq and is a predicted model, not a curated record. The transcript has 2 exons. NCBI's taxonomy places the organism in Eukaryota, Fungi, Basidiomycota, Mixiomycetes, Mixiales, Mixiaceae. Bases 1 to 1515 code for a protein of 504 amino acids.
AUGCCGUCGAACAUGCCACCGCUGGCGAGGCCUACACGGAGCCAGAUCAAGCUGAGUCUCACGAACAGACACGCCUCUGCACGACACGCCGGCGACUUCAUCUCUUUUCGACUGAACAAGCGCAAACAGCUCUUCAUCACCCUCGCCAUCUGUUCGACCGUCUUCAUCGGGCUCAUCCUUGCACUCGCCCGAGGAACUUCCAUCUUGAGGGGUAGGUCCGGCAAGAGGGAUCCUUUGAAUAUCGCCAGUCAGUCUUAUGGCUCGAAACCUGUGAUUGGCAAGAAGCCCAAUGAACCCCAAUGGCGCACACGACCCCUCAAAGGGAAAGCGAGAUCGACUUUUGACGCUCUGCUGGACAAGUCCAAGCUGCCGAGCGCUGUCGAGUCCAGAGACACGUCUGCCGGCGCGCUCUUCGAUAUCCUCCAUGGCCUGUCCACCAAUAAGAGCGAGCUAGCUAUCUGCACGCUGACACCACUUCACGUCCAACGCUACCUCAAAGUAGCAGGAUCACGAGAGUCCAUCCUCAUUGCGUUCAAUGCGCGCAAUGUGGAAGCUGUUCUGCCCUCGAUCGUACAAGAACUGCUCGUCAUCUUGGACCAUCUCGGUUCAAAGAGGAUCCACAUCUCCAUCUACGAAAACGGAUCCCAUGAUGCCACAGUCGCCCAGCUCUACGUCUUGUCAAAGCUGUUCGACAAGAUCGACGUGAGCUAUACCAUUCGUUGCGAUGGCAAAUUCGUACCCGCAAUGGAUCUGCCCAAUCGUCGCAUCGAUUCGUUGGCAAAGAUCCGCAAUGCGGCCCUGCUCCCUCUGACGGACAUCUUCGUAGCCGGACAGAAUGGCGGCUUCGAUCAGGUCGUCUUCCUCAACGACGUCUUCUUCUGCGCUGCCGAUGUGAUCGAACUCCUUCACUCGAGGAUGUUCCUCGAUGCCUCCAUGACCUGCGCCAUGGACUAUCAGCGUCUGGAAGUUCCAGAGUUCAGGUCGCAGGGCUAUCCUAUGCUCUUCUACGACGUCUGGGUCGCAAGAGACAUACUAGGACUACCCUUCUAUGCGAUUGAGAAGGACGGGACGUGGGUACUGCCAUCGCCACCACUGAAGCAGAACAGACACGAUCACGCAAGAUACGAUUCCAAUCUGCCCUUCCAGGUCUUCUCCUGUUGGAACGGCAUCACCGUCAUCCAAGCAAAAGCCUUCUAUCCACCCCACUCGCUCCGAUUCAGAGCCAUAAACCACACCGAUGCUUCAUCAGAAUGUUACCUCUUCAAUGUCGAUCUGUGGAAAACAGGACUGGGGAGAAUAGCUAUCAUACCCAAGGCCAGAGUCGCCUACACACUCCGAGAAUACGACGAAGUCAGGCAAGAUCUCAACACAACAGCUUGGCAGCUCUCUGGACGACAUAUCGUCUCUGCACGCGAGGACUUUGAUUGGAAGAACUUUCCGCCAAAGAGGGUGGCUCAUUACGACUUCGGACAUUGGUCCGAAGUUGCAUGGCGACCACCUUUCGAUCUCGAUUAG